This is a messenger RNA of Adineta ricciae, 1689 nucleotides long. The record is from the annotation of a GenBank genome assembly. NCBI's taxonomy places the organism in Eukaryota, Metazoa, Rotifera, Eurotatoria, Adinetida, Adinetidae.
AUGGGCAGUAGUAACGGUAAACAAAAUGAUGAAACGGAAAAUAAAAGAAGACGAAAUUUUCGAAGAAUACUGCACCUCGCUUCUCGUCACACAAACAACCUAUCACUACCUAGAAGUAACUCCGGUCUAAAUCAAUAUUGUCAAGAAUUUCAAGGUUUACAACAAGACAUGUCUGUGUUUAAUGUUAUUCAACUAGAUAUCAAUGAACAAACUUCUACUGAUCCCCUUCCAACUGAUAUGAAUCAAUCGUCUUCGUCUUCUUCAUCGUCAUCAAUGAGACCAAAUGAAUCAUCCAACGAUACAAGCAGCGAUCCUGAUGAGCCACUCGAAUACCCUAUGACAACGAAAUUUGAUGAAUACGACUGGAAAUCGUAUCUUCCCAUCACACUGGACAAAAUCCGUUCGAUCACACUAUUGAAAGAUUCGAUCUGCGAACGCUUAAAUACAGAAUUAAAUCAUAUUUUAAAUCGUCUACUUCGACUAAAUCAAACUGGCGAACACGAAGGAUUUCUCCAGUGGUUUCUUAGAGAGAUUGAAUUUUGCAUGCAUUCGAGUGAUCACGAUCAGAUUUACUCCCAUAAAUCCAUAUUGUUACGUUCAAUUGAACAAGAUCGUUUCGAUUGCACGAAACAUUUACUCGAACAACAAUUAUUAUCUCGCAAACUAGACAUUAAUACUAUCAAUGAUCAAGGCCGGCAUUGUCUACUUAUGCUUGCGCACAAAAAUGGUCCCGCUGAUUUAAUAAAGUAUCUUCUAACACAUCAUUUAUCCUGUUUAGAUACAAAUAAACUUGAUUUCAAUCGAUACAGUUCAUUACAUCACGCUUGUCGACAUUUCAAUCUACCCAUAUGUGAAGCUCUUCUUCCAUAUACAAACCGACAUGUCCUACAAAUUGACAAUUCCGAACUUCACACUCCGCUCGACUACUGGCUGGAAUGUUUAUAUUCAUUGAAGAAAUUGAAACCCACACAUUUACAACACGAUGUGGACACGUUACGUCUCGAUCAUUUGUUAACCAAUAAAGAUUUCAAUUCGAACAUUUACUUUCUUCAAACAGUGAUCAAUCGCGGUGGACAAUUAACAAAACUACCUUUACGUUACAUACGCUCAAUCCUACCACAAUUAUCAUUCGAACAGAAAAUGCUUUACGUCGAUCAUCAUGUUAAUCUGUGUUGUAUCUUAUAUAAGAAUCGCUUGUCAACAUUGGUGCAUGAUUACGAUCAACUGAAAAUGAGUAUUCAAGCAGGAGAGAUUCUCACGGAAUUCAUCUAUGCACUAGGCACUGUUCAGGUUGAAAUUCAAAAUCGUUUAGCUGAAAAUGCGUGCUCGGACAAAGAUCAACAGACGAAAAGUAAAGAACAUGAACUAUUACAAUCAACGAUGCGAAUGUUAUACGGGAAAUUUUUUCGUCUGUUUGAUUGUAUUUAUAAUAAUCCAGAUGUUAAUGUAAAGAACUUUCAUUUUGAACAUAUUUUUCGGCGUGUUUGGAUUUAUUGGAAAGAACCAGUGAAAUUAUUUAUAAAACAAGCUAAGGAGAAGAAUCUUUUGUUAAAAUCAAUCUGUCGAAUUGAAUUAUUCAAACGGUUAAUGAAUUAUCCAGGUGAUAUACAAAAUUUACCGAUUAAUUCAUCUUUAAAACAAUUUCUUGCUUUGGAUAAUCGAUUUUUUGUGGUGCAAAGAAAAGCUUGA